UCUCCAGGUGUCCUGUCCGAGGUGCAGCUGCAGGAGUCGGGCCCAGGACUGGUGAAGCCCUCGCAGACCCUCUCCCUCACCUGCACAGUCUCUGGUGAAUCCAUCACAACCAGUAGUUACUACUGGCACUGGAUCCGCCAGCUCUCAGGGAAGGAGCUUGAGUGGAUGGGACGCAUCAGUUAUAGUGGAAGCACAGUUUAUAGCUCAUCCCUCAAGAGCCGCAUCUCCAUCACCAGAGACACGUCCACGAACCAGUUCUCCCUGCAGCUGAGCUCUGUGACCGACGAGGACACGGCCGUGUAUUUCUGUGCAAGAGACACACUGCAGGAGUCAGGUCCUGGCCUGGUGAAACCCUCACAGACCCUGUCUCUCACCUGCUCUGUCUCUGGAUUCUCUUUAACCGGCUAUGGUGUGCACUGGAUCCGCCAGCCUCCAGGAAAGGGGCUGGAGUGGGUCGGUGCGAUAUGGAGUGGUGGAAGCACAUAUUAUAAUACAGAUCUUAAAUCCCGAGUCACCAUCACCAGGGACACCUCCAAGAGCCAAGCUUAUUUAACAUUGGACAGCCUGAUAGUCGAGGACACGGUCGUGUAUUACUGUGCGAGAGACACAGUGCAGCCACAGGAGUCACACCCAGGACUGGCGAAGCCAUCGCAGACCCUCUCCCUCACCUGCACCGUCUCUGGUUACUCCGUCUCCAGGGGGGCCGAGAACCAGUUCUCAUUGCAGCUGAGCUCCGUGACCACUGAGGACACAGCCAUGAACGACUGUGCAGGAGACACAGUCAACUCCUGCUUCUGCUCCUCCUCCUGGGGAGAUGAACCAUUGAACCCCCUCUGUGGCUUUGUCCUCGGGUCCUGA
Molecule: messenger RNA, 858 nt
Organism: Cynocephalus volans (Philippine flying lemur)
Lineage: Eukaryota; Metazoa; Chordata; Mammalia; Dermoptera; Cynocephalidae
Product: immunoglobulin alpha-2 heavy chain-like
Exons: 5
Biological process (GO): immunoglobulin mediated immune response
Cellular component (GO): blood microparticle
Molecular function (GO): antigen binding
Source: RefSeq, a predicted model, not a curated record